AUGCCGCCUCCGUCCAGUCGCAUGACCAAGCAGCCGGUGCGGCCUGCGCGAUACUUCUCAGGCAAAGCAGUAGCCGAUGAUCCACCAUCAGAGGAUGAAUCCGACGACGAAGAGGAAGAAGCCCAGCAGCGGCCUGCUCCUAAAGCGCCAGCGCCCAAAGCGACAUCUUUCCCGAAGAAGCUUGCAAUAGGCGAAGUGCGACCGGUCGCGAAGGUUGCAGAGAAGAAGCCCGAAGAUGACCUCGAAGGCUUCGUCACGGCGUCAGAGUCCGAGGGAGGAGAGGAAAGUGGCAGCGACGACGAGGGCGAUGACAGUUCAGAAGAGGAUGACGACAGCAGCUCUGAUGACGAGCCCAAGAAACCCAUGCUCGCGCCCAAGUUCAUCUCCAAAGCGAAACGGGCGCAGCAGGGAGCGCCCGCCAUAUCGGAGGAACAGAAGGCUGCUGAGGAUGAGCGCUUGCGAAAGGAAAAGGCAGAUGCCCUGCUACAAGCCCAGAUCGAGCGUGAGAUUGCUCUCAAAAAAGCCGGCAAGAAGAAUUGGGACGACGAGGAGGUACCGGUAGACGAAGUGGAUGACACCGAUGGUCUAGACCCCGAAGCAGAGAAGGCUGCUUGGAAACUCCGAGAAUUGAAGCGCGUACAACGAGAUCGCAAUGCAUUGAUAGAGAAGGAGAAGGUCCUAGAAGAAAUCGAACGGAGACGAAAUAUGACAGAAGAGGAGAAGGCUGCGGAAGACGCGGAGAAGAUCGCGCAGCAAGAAGAGGAGCGUGAAGGGCGAGGACAAAUGGGACACAUGCAGAAGUACUUCCACAAGGGUGCUUUCUUCGACGCCGAGGCGGAGCAGGACGAAGAGGUCAAGGCUGCUUUGACGAGAUCUCUUGCCGGGCGAAAGUUUAUGGAUGAGGCGAGUGAUAAGAGUGUGCUGCCCGAGUACAUGCAGAUUCGAGAUGCGACCAAGUUGGGCAAGAAGGGGCGCACAAAGUACAAAGAUUUGAGGAAUGAAGAUACGGGCAGGUGGGGGACAGAUAUUGGGAAGAAGAGGAGAGAGUAUGAUGGGCUGGAUGACCGAUUCAAGCCUGAUGACAAUCGAGGGAGCAUGCAGGAUAGUACUGGUGCAAACACGGCGCCGCUGGGAGAGCGGAAACGAAGGGACGAGGGCGAAGGGAGACGUGAUGAGAAGAGGGCACGGUACGAUUGAUCUCGCAGGUACACUGCGUACUUCAGCACACCAGCCAGGCAUUCGUGGUAUCCUUUGGUUGCUGCUAUUCUGCAGCACAACAUGCGUCGGCUGCAUGCAACUCCACGGUUGCGGUCCAGGUAAGUGAUCGAAGACAGACCACUUCACAAAUCACAUAUCACACCUGAUACACGCCACUUAGUGCUACGAAAGCGCUUCUCACAACGACGAGUUGCUGGAAAGGAGUAGUAUCAGCGUAAAAUCCGACUGAAAGAACCGCGGACGCCAGAGCAUGUCGACCAGCCCUUCCGUCGAUGCCAUCACAAAGAUUGACAUCUUGGAAAGAGUUUCAGCAACCGAUUCUUCAUGAACCGGAGAAGUCCAGAGUUAUUUAUCGAUGACAAGUCUUUCAUUCUUUCACGCCUGCCAAUAGAGCUGUCUGGAAGAUGGGAUCGUUUUCGUCACAUGGAACAGAAAUGAAAAAAAGCAUUGAGCCAACAGCAGUGUCACGAGAAUCGAGACUAAAAAUGAGCAUGCUCGGGACUGGGUGCACCUGACAAUGAUGAAGAUGAGGAGGCCGUCCUGACCUGCAACACAUUCAUAGCUUCGAGGAGGGCUGCAUCAAGGAUCCAGGUCCUGGAAUACAUGUAGAGGC
This is a messenger RNA of Sphaerulina musiva SO2202, 1831 nucleotides long. RefSeq names its product MFAP1_C-domain-containing protein. NCBI's taxonomy places the organism in Eukaryota, Fungi, Ascomycota, Dothideomycetes, Mycosphaerellales, Mycosphaerellaceae. Gene Ontology annotation, molecular function: RNA binding. The record is from RefSeq and is a predicted model, not a curated record. The coding region runs from base 1 to 1197 and encodes 398 amino acids. The transcript has a single exon. Gene Ontology annotation, cellular component: U2-type spliceosomal complex. Gene Ontology annotation, biological process: mRNA splicing, via spliceosome.